Closterium sp. Yama58-4 is the source of this 3249-nucleotide messenger RNA. The record is from the annotation of a GenBank genome assembly. NCBI's taxonomy places the organism in Eukaryota, Viridiplantae, Streptophyta, Zygnematophyceae, Desmidiales, Closteriaceae.
AUGUCGCAAGCGCGGAUAUACGCGGACGUGAACGUGCAGCGGCCCAAGGAGUAUUGGGACUACGAGGCGCUCACCGUGCAAUGGGGCGACCAGGACGACUACGAGGUGGUGCGCAAGGUGGGGCGGGGCAAGUACAGCGAGGUGUUUGAAGGGGUCAACGCGGUCAACAGCGAGAAGUGCAUCAUCAAAAUCCUCAAACCCGUCAAGAAGAAGAAGAUUAAACGAGAAAUCAAGAUCCUGCAGAACUUGUGUGGCGGGCCCAACAUCAUCCGCCUGCUGGACAUCGUGCGCGACCCGCAGAGCAAGACGCCGUCGCUCAUCUUUGAGUUUGUGAACAACACCGACUUCAAAGUGCUCUACCCCACGCUCUCCGAUUACGAUAUCCGCUACUACAUCUACGAGCUGCUCAAGGCUCUCGACUUCUGCCACUCACAGGGCAUCAUGCAUCGGGAUGUGAAGCCACACAAUGUGAUGAUCGACCACGAGCAGAGGAAGCUCCGCCUCAUUGACUGGGGGCUCGCAGAGUUCUACCACCCCAACAAGGAGUACAACGUGCGCGUGGCCUCUAGGUACUUCAAGGGCCCCGAACUGUUAGUGGACCUACAGGACUAUGACUACUCUCUUGAUAUGUGGAGCCUCGGGUGCAUGUUCGCUGGCAUGAUAUUCCGCAAGGAGCCAUUUUUCUACGGCCAUGACAACUAUGACCAGCUUGUAAAGAUUGCCAAGGUGCUGGGAACCGAUGAGUUGAACAGCUACCUGGGCAAGUACAGCAUCAUGUUGGACCCGCAUCUGGAGGCUCUGGUGGGGCGGCACAGCCGCAAGCCGUGGUCCAAGUUCGUUAACAGCGACAACCAGCACCUCGUCUCGCCUGAGGCGGUGGACUUUCUGGACAAGCUUCUGCGGUACGACCACCAGGACCGGCUCACAGCGAGGGAGGCCAUGGCGCAUCCGUAUUUCUACCCUCAUCUUUGCCGCCUGAACGUCGCUACUCCGGCUGCGGUAGCCCGCGGUACUAGCGUGCGCGAGCUUAGAGCUGCGCCUGUGCGCGGAAAGGGGUUGAAGGCGAGUGCGCGCGGGAGCGAUUGGCGGAAGGCAGCAGCAGCGGGAAGGAGCGCGCGACUGGGGUGCCGUGCGAUGGCGAGCGAGGGUGGUUCCGCUACAGCUGUUUCGGCGCCAUCCGCAGCCACUCAGCUUCCCGACCUCAUGCUCAUCCUCACCCCUCAGUUCCCCCACUUCCCCCAUUUUCCCCACCCUAAUUCUCCUUUGCUCCCUCUCUCUCUCACCCGCUUCUCCCCGACAUCACCAGGCGUGAAGUUGGUGGACAUCAGUCUCGAGUCGCAGGUGGUGCGCGUGUCGUGCUGGGGAGUGCCACGCUGUCCCUCGCCGGCCCGUCCCGCCCCUCACUUCCCUCGUCCUUUCGUCCCCCUUGUUCCCUCACCCCCUCUCCAUCCCCUCACCCCCCUCUCCAUCCCCUCACCCCCUCUCCAUCCCCUCACCCACUCCAUCUCCUCACCCACUCUCCAUCUCCUCACCCCCUCUCCAUCCCCUCACCCCCUCUCCAUCCCCUCACCCACUCCAUCUCCUCACCCACUCCAUCUCCUCACCCCCUCUCCAUCCCCUCACCCCCUCUCCAUCCCCUCACCCACUCCAUCUCCUCACCCACUCACCCACUCUCCAUCUCCUCACCCCCUCUCCAUCUCCUCACCCCCUCUCCAUCCCCUCACCCCUUCUCCACCCCCCUCCAUCCCCUCACCCCCUCUCCAUCUCCUCACCCACUCUCCAUCUCCUCACCCCCUCUCCAUCUCCUCACCCCCCUCCUCUCCUCACCCCCUCUCCAUCCCCUCACCCCCUCUCCAUCCCUCACCCACUCUCACCCACUCUCCAUCUCCUCACCCCUCUCCAUCUCCUCACCCCCUCUCCAUCUCCUCACCCCCUCUCCAUCCCCUCACCCCCUCUCCAUCUCCUCACCCACUCUCCAUCUCCUCACCCACUCUCCAUCUCCUCACCCCCCUCUCCAUCCCCUCACCCCCUCUCCAUCCCCUCACCCACUCCAUCUCCUCACCCACUCUCCAUCUCCUCACCCCCUCUCCAUCUCCUCACCCCCUCUCCAUCCCCUCACCCCCUCUCCAUCUCCUCACCCCCUCUCCAUCCCCUCACCCCCCCUCUCCAUCUCCUCACCCACUCUCCAUCUCCUCACCCCCUCUCCAUCUCCUCACCCCCUCUCCAUCUCCUCACCCACUCUCCAUCUCCUCACCCCCUCUCCAUCCCCUCACCCGCUCUCCAUCUCCUCACCCCCCUCUCCAUCUCCUCACCCCCUCUCCAUCCCCUCACCCCCUCUCCAUCUCCUCACCCACUCUCCAUCUCCCACCAGGCGUGAAGUUGGUGGACAUCAGUCUCGAGUCGCAGGUGGUGCGCGUGUUGGGGAGCGCCACGCUAGCCCAGCUGGAAGAGGCGUUGAAGAAGAGCGGCCGCAAGGCGCGGCUCAUUGGCCAGGGAGACCCUUCUCAGCUGGCCCUCACAGCAGCGGUGGCAGAGUUUAAGGGGCCGGUGAUUCACGGUGUAGUGCGGUUCGCCCAGGUGAGCAUGGAGGAGGUGCGGGUGGAGGCGCAGUUUGACGGUUUCUCCCCCUCCACCGCCCAUGCAUGGGCCGUCAACGAGUAUGGGGACCUCACCCGCGGCGCUGACAGCACCGGCAGGUGCUACCCGGGGGAGGCGCCAUCUGCUGCUGCUGCUGCUGAUGGGUUGUUGUGGGUCCUGCCCAUAUCCUCUCCUUUUUCUCCUUUCUUCUCACUCCUCCGUUCUUCCCUCUCCUCUUCACAGCCCACAGGUGACUCGGGUGUCCUGCAAGCGGACGACAAGGGCCAUGCCUCGUUUGCAGCACCCAGCACGCGCCUCAAGGUGUGGGACCUCAUGGGGCGGGUUGUGGCUCACACCCCCGUGUUCCCAUCCCUCUCCUCCCUUUCCCAUCCCUCCCUCCCUUUCCAGCCGGUUGGCGAUCUGGGCGUGCUGCAGGCAGACGACAAGGGCCAUGCGUCCUAUGCAGCCCCCAGCACGCGCCUCAGGGUGUGGGACCUCAUAGGGCGGGCCGUGGCGGUGUAUGAAGGGGCUGACAGGAGCAGCAGCAAGGGGCUGGCAGCAGCGGUGAUUGCGCGCAGUGCAGGUGUGGGGCAGAAUCACAAGUCGCUGUGCUCCUGUGAUGGCACCAUCAUUUUGGAGGCCACUCCGAGUGAUUAUGUGCAGCAGAAGUAG